AUGGAAAAGUUUGAUCCAACCGUCCACGUUUUGUGCGUAGAUGAGGCACAAAAGCCACUUAGGGAUGAAGAAAAUCCUAAUCUGGUGGCUUAUUUUAACACGAAAUCCCAGACAGUCGUAAUGCUUCUGGAAACCGAGGCAUUCCCGGAAAAGAUGACUACCCAAGUGGAAAUGGAGAGUAUCGAGACUUCUAUGAUGAAGACCCAGGAGACCAUAGGCCUAGGUAGUGGUGACUCUCUUGCAAACCCCGAUGUCAUGGCCACAACUCAGGAUGAAUUUGACGAUGAAGAUGACAGGGUAGCUAAAAAUGCUGCUAAAUGGCACGAUGAUAAUGCUAUCAGACACCUCAUUUACCUACGAAAAGUAAAGCUAAAAUCCCUAUUUGAUAGCACUGCCCUUUCAAACCAACGUAAGUGGCAAAAGUUAGCAACUGAGCUUGCAGCUGCAAAAUUAGGCAACAAGUUCUGGACGUUUACUUGGAAACAGUGUGAGGGCAAAUUCAAAGACCUGGUAAAGAAAUAUAAUAAAACAAAAGAUAACCAGAAAGAUACUAGUAGUGGAGCUGUUUCAAUAAGGUUCAAGUUUUAUGACGACAUGGAAGAAGUUAGUAGGAACAGUGUCUCAGUGAAACCUUUAUCCACAGCCAGCAAUUUAACAGCAGGUGAUGACAAGAUAUUAAAUAAUCAUGGUGAUGCUGAAUCAUCAUUCUCAUCCCAAGAUGAGAGCAGCAACGCAACAGAGAGGAAAGAAAAAAAAUCAAAACUUGAGAAUAAAGUUGAUUCUCUGUUAGCUUCUAUUAAGCAGAAAGACGAUGAGAAGGAGAGGAAUCAGGAGCGCCGUCACAAAGAAGUGCUCACUAUGCAACAGACUGCAAUUGACACGUACCAGCAGGUGAUGAAUCGUUUGAUUGACAAACUGUAAUCCAUUAUUGUUUUUAAGUUUGCUUUUUAAACUAAGCAACAACUCUAGUUUUUAAAUUAUUUACUGUAUCCUAUACCUAACAUUAAGUUGACUUGCGUUGAAGUCAGGUGUUAAUUAUUGCCUUGAAAGGUUGAAAGUAGUAGUAAAAGUUUCGAGAUUAUUUUUAAGUUUGUAUUAAUGUGAUAUUUUUAGUUUAUUUAAGGGAACC
Ceutorhynchus assimilis (cabbage seed weevil) is the source of this 1129-nucleotide messenger RNA. The record is from the annotation of a GenBank genome assembly. Lineage: Eukaryota; Metazoa; Arthropoda; Insecta; Coleoptera; Curculionidae.